CCAUACCCAGUUCCCGUCAGUACCGGUUUUAAAGCCUCUCGGCAAUAUACUGUCGCCCGGAAUUCAUUCUGGCACCACCAGUGUCCACGAGCUUCUCGAAUGCCCCGUUUGUACCAAUUCUAUGUACCCGCCGAUUCAUCAGGGUUGGCCUUCGGAAUUUUAUGUCGGAAUCCUGGUCUGGAUUUUGUCUUAGAUCUGUCUAUCUAACAGAUGGCAUGAUGUCUAUAUGUGGUUGAUUUGAGUUUGAUUCAUGAAGAAUAGAUUGAUAAGCAUUAUGCAGUUAGGGGUCGCAGUUUUGCCAAGACUUUGGAUUGACAAUGAAUGUGUAAUGAAGUGAUGGCUUUUUUUAAUAUCUAUGGUGUUGCAAUCACUAAAGAAUAUGUAGUAAGAUUUUCUAUGGAGUCAUGAAAGAAUAUUCGCUUUCUUCCCUUCUUCUUCGCUCCUUCGCCACUCAGAAUUAUUGCCCUAGUGGGUAAGUUUGGAACCAUAUGCCUCAUUAAUCCCUGGCUAUUCAGGAUCUCUUCAGAUGAUUAUUUUGAAAUUUUCCUUUGUAGUGAGUGGUUUGCUGUUUUGAUCAAAUUUGGCGUGAGUUUGGAAUUUGUCUCCCUCUAGAAUAUGAGGAACUAAAGCUAUGUUGGAUAACUUGAUGGACUGAGGUUCAAUAAAAUUUUGAUUGUGGGCUUUUUGGUGGAAGUACAUAUUCGGUGGUUGAAGUUUUGAGUAGGAAUUUCAAUAUGCUAGCAUUCGAUGCCAAUAAGGUGGCUGAGAAAGGGUUGCUACUGAAUUUCCGGGCAGCUGGUACUGAGGAGGUGGCCAAACGGUAGAUUCAAAUUUGUUGACUGACUCAUUAUGAUAGAUUGGGAAGCCCUUGAGAUUGGAAUAUGGUGAUCAAAGGUAAGUUAUGGGGAUUUUCCAGAAGUGCCAAAAUGAUAUGAGGUUUGGCCUUUUAUGGAAAUUUGAUAAUGGAAGGAGAUGUAGUUUAAGAUGUCUAAUACUGAAUAUCUAAGUUUUGAUGGGACAGGAUUUAACACUUGUCUUGAUUUUAUUGUCACAAAAUUGAAUAUGAAGGAGAACAAACAAUAGCUUCGAGGCAUUCACGAUGGAGUCUUUUAGCCGUCCUAUUUAAGAUCCCAUAGGCAUCUUAAAAUCCUAGAGAGUUCUCCGUAGUCAAUUUUAAUUCUUUUCAAAAGAUCAUCAUCAUCAUCAUCAAAAGAUGUCACAGAAAAAUAUUUGGCAUGUGCUCCUUGUUGUGUGUGUGUGUUCCUGCUAUUUGGUGAUAGGACAACUUCCUAAUCGGCAUACAGAGAAAAUAGGGAGUAAGUGCCAUAAUGGACAUACGCUCUGUUCAACCUGUAAAGCACGGGUGCAUAACAGGUGCCCUACCUGUAGGCAGGAGCUUGGAGAUAUAAGAUGUCUAGCAUUGGAAAAGGUGGCUGAAUCACUUGAACUGCCUUGCAAGUACAUGUCGCUCGGAUGCCCUGAGAUCUUUCCUUACUACAGUAAACUCAAACACGAGUCCUUGUGUAACUUCAGGCCAUACAACUGUCCAUAUGCUGGAUCAGAAUGUUCUGCUGUUGGGGAUAUCCCGUUUCUUGUUGCUCAUUUGAGGGACGAUCAUAAGGUGGACAUGCAUUUGGGAUGCACUUUUAACCAUCGUUACGUCAAGUCCAAUCCUCGCGAAGUGGAAAAUGCUACAUGGAUGUUAACUGUGUUUCACUGCUUUGGUCAAUACUUCUGUCUCCAUUUUGAGGCUUUCCAGCUCGGGACGGCUCCUGUUUAUAUGGCAUUCCUCCGUUUCAUGGGUGAUGAGAUAGACGCCCGAAACUACAGCUACAGUCUGGAGGUGGGAGGGAAUGGCCGGAAACUGAUUUGGGAAGGCACUCCAAGAAGCGUAAGAGAUAGCCACCGAAAGGUUAGAGACAGCCAUGACGGCCUCAUCAUACAGCGUAACAUGGCCCUCUUCUUCUCCGGAGGGGAUAGGAAAGAGUUGAAACUACGGGUUACAGGUCGGAUAUGGAAAGAACAGCAAAAUCCAGAGGGCGGGGCGUGCAUACCCAACCUUAGUAGCUAGGGCCUCUCUCACUCCCUUCUCUCUCGCCCUCUCCGAUGUGUGUGUGUACUUGCUGAAUUUCUUGUUGUGGUAAUUGUAGAUGCAGAUAAUUGAGAAUCCUUGUACUCACUCUUAUUGAACUGGAGGCUUAACCUUUUAUAAGUUGUCAAUAAAGCUUCCUUUCUAAUUUGCCAAAAGUUGGCUUCCUGGCAUUGCAAUGAAGUUUCAGAUAUACAGCCUCA
Molecule: messenger RNA, 2292 nt
Organism: Tripterygium wilfordii
Lineage: Eukaryota; Viridiplantae; Streptophyta; Magnoliopsida; Celastrales; Celastraceae
Product: E3 ubiquitin-protein ligase SINAT3-like
Exons: 4
Coding region: 1214-2071 (285 amino acids)
Biological process (GO): multicellular organism development; ubiquitin-dependent protein catabolic process
Cellular component (GO): cytoplasm
Molecular function (GO): ubiquitin protein ligase activity; zinc ion binding; protein binding
Source: RefSeq, a predicted model, not a curated record